Molecule: messenger RNA, 7003 nt
Organism: Choloepus didactylus (southern two-toed sloth)
Lineage: Eukaryota; Metazoa; Chordata; Mammalia; Pilosa; Megalonychidae
Gene: ZNF79
Product: zinc finger protein 79
Exons: 5
Coding region: 395-1864 (489 amino acids)
Biological process (GO): regulation of transcription by RNA polymerase II
Cellular component (GO): nucleus
Molecular function (GO): DNA-binding transcription activator activity, RNA polymerase II-specific; RNA polymerase II cis-regulatory region sequence-specific DNA binding
Source: RefSeq, a predicted model, not a curated record
AUGUCCGGAAGUGCCGCUAUUGACGUGAGGCCCCUUUGGCGCCAGAGUUCCCUGGUGCCUGGCGGUUUCUGGGAUAGCGCAGUUUUUGAGUCGGCGCCGGUUGCUAGGCGCGUUUUCGGGAAUCCGGGUGGCGGCUUUUUCAUCCUGGGUUGUGCUUGAUGCCAACCCAGUGGUUGGCGACGGGCUCCCGAGCCAAAGACAAGCUGUGGUUGGAGAGACAGUGAAACACCGGGCUGGUCAGGCCCUGCCGGAGCUCCCAGGGCCCAGCACCACAGGCCCAAACCGAGACUCUGAAGGGAGAGGCCGGGGACAAACAAGAGUGCAGCCCGGGAGCAGUCAGAGCAGGCCUGCAGAGUCUGGGCUGGGGCUCCUGUGGCGCGACACUGACGCCCAGAUGCUAGAGGAAGGAGGGCUGCCUUUUCCAGACCCUACCCUUCCCCUAGAAGAAAGUAUAGGAGAGGAAGGAAUGGGAUCCACAUCCUUCAGCAAUGCGACUGUAGCUUUUACCCAUGAUGGGUGGAGGCCCCUGGCCACUGCUCCGAGGGACAGGUUCAAGGAGCGGGUACCAGGAAAGUCCAGGAACCUGGUCCUGCUGGGACUUCCAGUUUCACAGCCUUGCAUGAACUCUCAGCUGGAACAAAAGGAAGAACCAUGGAUGCUAGAGGGAGAAAGCCUAGGAAGUUCCUGUCCAGACUGGAAGAUUCUAUCCAAGGAAUCACCACCAGAGCAAAACAUUUCUGAAAAGUCAUUCCAAGACGCAAGUGUAGAACUCUCCACUGUGGAGUCAAACAACAGAAACAAUGAAUUUGGGAAGAGCCUCAAUCUGAGACCAGUCCUUUCUCCACAACAGCGAGUUCCUACAGAGGUGAGACUCAGUAAAUGUGAAACACAUACAAAAAGUUCCAAAACUUCAGAUUUAAUUAAACCUCACAGAGCAAAACCAUACACAUGCAAUGAAUGUGGCAAAACCUUCGGUUACUGUUCCUCACUUUCUCAACAUCAAAAAAGCCACACUGGGGAGAAGCCUUAUGAGUGCAAUGAAUGUGGAAAGGCCUUCAGUCAGAGCUCUUCUCUUAUUCAGCAUCAGAGGAUUCACACCGGAGAGAAACCUUACAAAUGCAGUGAAUGUGGAAGAGCCUUCAGCCAAAAUGCAAACCUCACGAAACACCAGCGAACUCAUACUGGAGAAAAGCCCUACAAAUGCAGUGAAUGUGAGAAAGCCUUCAGUGACUGUUCAGCCCUAGUUCAGCAUCAGAGGAUUCACACUGGGGAAAAACCCUAUGAAUGCAGUGACUGUGGGAAAGCCUUCCGUCACAGUGCAAACCUUACAAACCAUCAGAGGACUCACACCGGGGAGAAGCCCUACAAAUGCAAUGAGUGUGGGAAGGCCUUCAGUUACUGUGCAGCAUUUAUUCAGCACCAGAGAAUUCAUACAGGAGAGAAACCCUACAAAUGUAAUGCAUGUGGGAAGGCCUUCAGCCAGAGUGCAAAUCUCACAAACCAUCAGAGGACUCACACAGGAGAAAAACCCUACAAAUGCAGUGAGUGUGGGAAGGCCUUCAGCCAAAGCACAAAUCUUAUAAUCCACCAAAAAACGCACACUGGUGAGAAGCCAUAUAAAUGUAAUGAAUGUGGCAAAUUCUUCAGCGAGAGCUCAGCCCUCAUUCGCCAUCAUGUAAUUCACACUGGAGAAAAACCCUAUGAGUGUAAUGAGUGUGGAAAAGCAUUUAACCAGAAUUCAUCCCUUAGUCAGCACCAGAGAAUUCACACUGGUGUCAAACCCUACGAAUGUAAUGAAUGUGGGAAGGCCUUCAGGUGUAGUUCAGCCUUCAUUAGACAUCAGAGACUCCAUACUGGAGAGUGACGUAAUGAAAGUGGAGAAAGCCCCAGACAUCUGGGGGACCUGAUAAAUGCAGAUGAUCUGAAAGCAGCAUCUUGAGAUCUGACAUCUAGUUUAGCACAGAGCCACAUGCAGAAGCACCUGUAAUAAAUGCUCACUCGUUUUACAUGUUGCAUGUGGCAUUCAAUGAGCACCAAAGAAUUUAGGGAAUCCAGUAGCCCCACUCAGAUUUCAUCCAACUGUACAGAUUUACCUUUAUUCAGACCAAAUGGGUAAAAGAAUGCUUUUCAUAUAGCAAUCACUCCAGAAACCUUUAGGAAUAAGUGUAUCAAUGAGUAAAAGAGAAUUUGGUUCCUACAUUAAGACCAGGUAUUUAGGCAGCACUUGUAAUUCUUUCCUUUAAGUACUGAAGGCAGUUGUAGAAGGCCACAAGUUUCCACUUAAAGGUGACCAACUAUUGGAUUAAUUAUCUCACUGGGGGAAAAUAUGCACUCCCUAAUGCUAAAAAGAUGAGAAAAAUCAAGACACAGCUGUCACCCAGGAGAGCACUACUGAAUCCCUGCUUUGUGACUUGUCAUUAGACUAGGUCUAAUGCUUAUUUCACAGGAGUGAAAUUGGUAAGAGCAGGGAGGACUAGGAAAGGCCAACAAGAUUGAGACCUGUGAAGUGGAUGUUACCUGCAACCCUCGUCAUGCACUUCGGGAAGUUCAAAUUUCACUGUUGGCAUGUGUUGCUCCUUUACAUUGACCUGGGACUACCCAUCUGGCAAACCACUCCCCUCAGCAAUGUCUAUGGCUUCCCUAGUUUCAGAGAUACUCUCCAUUUAUUGGUCUAUAAAAGCUGGUUGCCUGGAAUGCUUAUUCCCCCACUCUUACCUGUUAUCAGGUAGUCCUUUCCACACAAAGCCAAGGACUCAACCCUGUCUGCACAUUAGACCACCUGGGGUGAUAAAGAACCCGAAUUUAAAGGACUACUGGCAAGAUUAAUGGGAGAGCAAAGAAAUAACAAUCUGGGGGGUAGUAAAUUUCUUAGGGCACUCUAGGUUGAUAUACAGAAGCCUUUUCCAGGUGAUGCUUUAAGCUGCUUGUCCCAGUGCCCUGGUACCUUGUUUAUACCUUCUCUUUCACAGCACAUGUGAAAGGGGAAUGCGUAAGCACAUCCUUUGGAAAGUGACUCAAAAGGAAAAGAGCCUAAGGGAAGAUGAAAAGAUUUGGGAAAGGUGAGCCAGACACCUUAUACAAAUAGCUUGUUACUGGUCCAAAGCAAAUGGGUUUGGAGAAUAGUAAAGCUAGGAUUUGAACCUCAGUGUAAUAUCAACUGAGAAUGAGCUAGGGAUUGUAAUGGUGGUCUCUGUUGUCACAACACUGGUUCUGGACCUAGGCUGCACACUAGAAUGUCUAGCAAGGACCUCCCACCUAUCCAAUACAGAUUCUAGGGUCUUGAAUGUAGAGCUUCCCUACAUGUUCAUGGCUGAACUACAGGUUUUCCUUCUGGCUGGGCAUAUUUUUUUUCCAGUGAAAGAGCUCCAUAUUAAAAUGUCCACGAGAAGCACCAGCUUCCUUUAUGCGUAUACUUUUCUCAUCUUCUGAACUGCCAGUGUGUUACCUACAAAGAGGUCCCUGUCCAGAUUGUCACUCCUCCAAGGUCCUGCCAUCUUGGCCUCUUCAACCACCCCCUAAAGCUAGCUUCCCCCAAGAAAGAUAACAUAUCAAAAAGCAAACCUACUGGCUGUCAAAUUAUCUUUUAUUGAAAUAUUUUCCUUUGAAGUUCUUAACUCUGUGGGAAAGAAAAAAAAAAGCCCUAUCAGUAAUAGCACACCACUAGAACUUUCCAACUUUUAUCCAUGUAUGUCAGCUCCUCCCCUGCUCCCAUUUUGACCAAAUGAAACAGUCACUUACAGCUGGGCAUUCUACUGCACCACUGUUGAUGUCAUCUAUGAUGUCAUGAGGGUGGCGGCCAUCCACAUUGCAGCCCACAGACUGGGCAGUCCCCAGAAUCUCUUUAAUGGUUCCUAUAACAAGUGAGAAAAGCUGGUGUCAGAGGGGCUCAGUCCCACAAUCCUGGGGUUAACAGUGAGUUUGCAGCAAGCAGGGGGAGUGAUAGUCUUUGCGGGUACCAGGAAUGACAUCUCUAAUCCUAAAGCUCAUAUUUCUAUCUAAUUACAUAAACCCCCUGAUGUACCUAAUGAAACAUAUCCAGCCAUGAUCUUAAGCCAUCCUUUCAAACCCAAUAAGGCACCACAUCUCAAUUUGAGUGUUAAAGAAUAGCCCUCAUUGACCAAAAAUUUUCCAAUUGCAAAAAUUAAAGCGGUGCACGUUGUCCUCUUACCAGAGAGUUCUCUAGCCAAAGAUCGGUGCCGCAUCUGUCGGGCAAUGUUGACAAUCUCAUCAAAAGUGAUAUUUCCACUGUGCUUAACUGUAGAAAAUAAAAAUACCAAAAGCUUUGUCACAACCCAAUGCCAGCGCAAACCACAUUAUGUCCUCCCUCAUUUAUUUCCAGGCUGUGCCCAUGCUUUCGGCACAGAGUCAUCCACAUGAAGAACAACCCUGUUUCCUAAGCUGGGGUUUACUAUCAGCUCACCACUGGAUUGCACCAGCCAACAGUGAACUGGUCAGGUGCAGUGGCGGGUGGCUACAAGCAAAACCAAGUCUUUGCUAAUCUGACAUGGAAGAGACUUAUUAUUUUAUCCUUGUUUUAGAGAUGAGAAAAAACAGGCUGAAGUUACUGGGGUCAAACUGUCCAGUGUCACCCAGCUGGGGAAGUCUCCUGAUUACUGCCUCACCCCACACCUAAUUGCCCAGAACAGGCAAUGAUGCUCAUGUCCAAGGUUUCCCUCUUCCAUGGAAGCUUUAUAAAGUAGCACCUAUCCCCCUGGAUCAGAGGAUGGGAGAGCAACAUGACACUAAGUUGGUGUGCUGGUUUUGACAGCUUUCACCGAAUCACCACCCAAUCCCCAUGCCAAGCCAGGGUUCCAUGAAAGGGGGCAAAAUAUCCCUGCAUCAUUGAAUACACAACAAUCACAAAGCACUACUAAAAAGAUUAGAGGAAAAGGCAACUCACUGUUUUUCUGCUUCUUCCUGUCUCUGGGUGGUUCCUUAAGGGCUUUGAUGAUCAGGGCAGAGGCAGAAGGUACCACUUCAAUCUGCAGAAGAGAUUCUCGAUGUAAGUCCCACCCCACCUCCAGUGACGACAACCAAUACUGCCAGACCACAGGCCAAGUCAUCCUGGGUGACUCCUAAAGUCACACAAGUAACGAGUUAACUAUUUGAACCUUGCUCUUUGCUCUAGAGAUCCAAGCUCUUGAAAAGGUCUUUCCACAAAGAUUAUAUUAUCCUUUCACUUGUAAUUGGAGUGUACAGUCUUUCCAUCACUUCACUCCUGAAUGUAUGUGUGAACACCUGAGUUUAACUCCACCACUGCAAUAGCUGCCUCUUAGAGCUUUGAACAGGACUGCUCUCAGCUCACGAGUAGUGAUAAGUGCCUGGGUCAGCAAAUCAGGAGACCCCAGAAAGCUGCUCCCUUUCCCCCUUCCCCAAACCAAGUACAAAUAAAUACCUGGGCCUGUCUGUUCUGAAUGGUCAGUUUCACUGUAAUCCUUAGACCUUUCCAGUCACCAGUUGCCUUGGCAAUGUCAUCACCAACCUUUUUUGGAGACUGCAGAAAUAAAGGUACAGAAUCACACUGUGUCUGAUGUUGAACCUUGAAAUCUAUCCAGUACUUCUCACUUGGCAAUGCCCCAAAUCUUUAUCCAGCACACAGGAAGCUAUGUUUGAACCCACCUAAUCAAGACAAGUUAUUCCCACGUUACAGACAACAGUGGUUAAGUUUUUCCAGGGUUGUCAGCUGGAAAAGCUGAGGGUCACAAUGGGGAUAAGUUCCUUACUUUACUACCUCCUCAUAAGGAUCUAUGUGGUAAAGGAGGGGUUUUCAACCCCAACUAUGUUAGAAUCACCUGGGAAACGGCAUCAGCUUGUCCUAUUAGACCAACCAAGUCUAAUUCCAGUGACCACUAACCUAAAGAGGAGGGAUGUCAACAGGACUAAGGAUCAAGAAAUAAUACACUGGGUUAAGUGAUGUAUUUGGGGAGAAGAAUACUUUCCAAAGAACAAAGGCCUAAACGUUUAGAGGAAAAUGCAAAUCCAGUAAAAGCAGAGUUUAAAAUGAAAGGGGCAACAGGCAGAUGAGGCUGGUGAUCAACAGGGACCAGGCAAAGCAAGUCUUAUUAACCACAAGGUUUACACUAGUAAGCAAACGUGGAAAUACAAUCACCAGGAUUUUCACCCACGCUCUCUUAACAGUGCUGUCACAAAACACUCCUGCCUCCAAAACUCACUUUUGACCUCUGUGGGCACAGCCCUUAGCCUGCAGCAGUUAUACCCACGUGGAGAGUAAAUUACACCUUCAAGAUACCGGCUUGGAUUUUCAAACAGAACCUUUCUGGUACUUGUUCUCCAGAGGCUCAGGGUAACAAACGAACCAAAUGAUGCUGGCACCCCGGUAGUCAUGUUUGCACAAGCCAGACUUCAACCCUCCCCGAGGAUGACUUACCAGACCGAGGGGGCCGAUCUUGGGGGCCAGGGCAGACGUGGCACCGACUUCCCCACCGGUGCACCUCAGGUACACUGGGAGAAAUAAAGGAUUAGGGCCUCUGCAAAGAUAGCCCCCAACUGCAUCCUUCUGGGGUUGAUCCCAUCACCCUUUGUCUCUUCUCGAAACAGCAGGAAGUCUCGGUCCGGACCGAGGCAAGCCGCCCGCCCCCCUUCCCUGCUGGCCGCUUUACGCCUUGAACGUGGGCAGCACGCGGCGCCACGUGGGACUGCGGUCCUUGGUUCAGCUACGGGUGCUGAGCCCCGAACCGGGCCGGCAUGGAGGAACCCCCGGCCUCCAGCGAACCCAGUCCAGGAGAGUAGAAAGCCUGAAGAGAAACCUUACCCUAAGGCAUGCGGGCUGCAAACCCGCCACAGGCCGUCCGUCCUCCCUCCCCAUUCAUGGGGAAACUGAGACCCAGAAGGGUAAAAGACUCGGCAGGACAGCACAGCGCCCUGAGCGCAGAAUCGGACGCUCACGAUAGGCCUCUAAGAGGCGACGGCUUUAAAGCCUGGUAUGGAAAGGCAAGCGCGGCAAGGGCCGCAGGCCCGACAAGCCGCAGUGGAGAGAGAUGCU